Messenger RNA from Gossypium raimondii (Peruvian cotton), 1498 nucleotides. RefSeq names its product ankyrin repeat-containing protein BDA1. Lineage: Eukaryota; Viridiplantae; Streptophyta; Magnoliopsida; Malvales; Malvaceae. Gene Ontology annotation, molecular function: protein binding. The transcript is spliced from 2 exons. Bases 10 to 1158 code for a protein of 382 amino acids. The record is from RefSeq and is a predicted model, not a curated record.
CCUCCUGCUAUGGAUAACAUAUUGGAAAGAGCUGCUCGAGCAGGAAAUAUUAGUGAGUUGUAUACAUUAAUCGAGAGAGAUGGAAAUGUUUUGAAGCGCUUUGAUGAGGUGGAGUUUGUCAAUACUCCAUUACACAUUGCUGUAGACGAAGGGUGCAUUGAGUUUGCAAUGGAGAUUAUGAGUUUAAAGCCAUCCUUUGCCAGGAAGCUAAACCACCAAGGCUUGAGCCCUAUUCACCUUGCUGUCGAGAAAGGCAAUCAAGAGAUGGCGUUGCGUCUCAUAGAAACCGAUAAUGAUCUUGUUCGUGUUAGAGGGAAAAAUGGUGUGACUCCUUUGCAUUACAUUUGUGAAGUUGGAACCCACGAUGGUCUGUUAGAUACAUUUCUGAAGACUUGUCCUGAUAGUAUCAGAGAUGUAACAACAGCGAAUUGCACCGCUUUGCAUAUUGCAACGGAGAACAAUAGAUUAGACGCUCUUCAAGUCCUAACUCGAACACUUAGGAAGAAAGACUAUUGCUGGGAAGUGGUAAACAGGAAAGACAAAAAUGGCAACACUGCACUUCACAUUGCUGCUAGAAAUUAUCAACCCGAAAUGGUCAAAGUGCUAUUAAACUGUAGAGCCAAUAAGCAUGCCACCAAUCAGCAUGGUUUGACAGCAUUGGAUGUUGCACAAAACCGUAAUAGCAGAGAAAGCAUCACUGUUCUACGCGGUUGCUUUAUUCCAAGAGUUUCAAACUUUAAUCAUAAGUUGGAGAAACAAAUUGACAAGUAUGUGACAAAAGCAUCCUUACUAAUUUUUCAUGAUAUGGAUAAUAUAUCAGGCGAUGACCGCAGUGCCUUAUUAGUUAUUUUAGGACUCCUUCUAACUGCAGCCUACCAAGCCAGUCUUAGCCCACCUGGUGGUGUUUGGCAAAGCGACAGUUCCUCAAACUCUGUCACUACACGUAUUGAUGAAAGGAAAUUACCUGGGAGUAUAGGGACAUCAGUCAUGGGUCAAUCCUUUUUUCUUAUUUUCUAUAUUUUAACCUAUGUUGUCUUCAUUGUAACCUUUUUCCUAACCCUAGCGCUACUUAAACCGUUUCCCCAUGGUUUCAGGACAGCACUUCAAGUAUUACUUGCGUUUUUGCUGCAUGCUUCGACCAAUCAAUAUCUUCCAUAGCUCCAACCUUUUUAACAGUUAUAAUUCUCCGUAUAUUUUCAACAAUUAUUUUCAUUUUAAUGGUCUUCAUGUGUAUCUCAUAUCGGGUGUCAAAACUCAGUGUUUCAAUAGUUGGAUGUUGGCUAUUGCCUUCGUUUUCUCUUUCCAUUUUGGGUGGAGAAAGACUUGUAGGUGUGAUUCAAGGAUUUUUGUUAUUCCUUAUUCUACAUGAUGAAUUCUGGAAAGGAACCAUUUUAGUUAUAUGUUAUAGUUUAUUUGUUAGAAUUGAUGCUAUCGUUGGUGAUGGUGAUGGUUUUAGUGGUGGUUAUAGCUGGACAUACCCUAUUGUAUUCAUAGGAUA